GGAAGUUGGAGUGGAUGAAGAUUUGGGUGGUUGCUCCUCAGGCACUCCAGUCGAUGUCAAGUUGACUGGCUUAAUCCAAUCACGGAAGUGGCUGGUAGGUUUUGGUCCAUCUAAUAAGAUUGUUGUGUGGGAUCAGGGAGAUGAGGUUUGGGAUGGGGAUUAUGGCGAUUUCUCUUACCCUUUGGAUGCUUUUUCCCCCGACCCACUUGAUUGGGUGUUGGAUUGUGAUGAAGAUGAGGAUCCAACCUUGGCGCUACUAGAUGUUGUUAAAGAGGAUUUUCUUCGGGAAGAAAGGUUGGGCGGCAUAAGACUAAAGGCAAGAGGGAGUUGUUAA
This is a messenger RNA of Corylus avellana, 334 nucleotides long. The record is from RefSeq and is a predicted model, not a curated record. NCBI's taxonomy places the organism in Eukaryota, Viridiplantae, Streptophyta, Magnoliopsida, Fagales, Betulaceae.